AUGGCCGCGAAUUUCUCUCACGUUUGCCUGACCGAAACGCAGCAGAUGAUGAAUGGCACUCCCUUGGAGUACAACCUACAAAGAUACGUCUAUCCAGCAAUUGCAGUCUUUGGAAUUCUUGGAAAUGUGCUUAACUUGACGGUUCUAUUAAAUAAAAGCAUGCGAAGCAGGGCGAACACAUUUCUGGCGACUCUCGCGUUUGCGGACAUCAUAUUCUUAUCGUUGCUGUUCCCCAACAUUCUAGCAAAUUAUUCAAUUUUCACCUUCAACUACUAUUUCCGAUACUUCUACUUCCAUUCCAAGGUUCAUCUCAUCUCACUGGCGAAUUGGUGUUCAGCAGUAGCAAUAUGGUGUGUUAUAGCCGUUUGUGGUGAUCGACUCGUUGGAAUCCGAAGCCCACUCUACGCCAGAUCGGCGUGGUCUUGGUGGAAACUUCCUGCUGUUAUUAUGUUCAUUGUGGCCGUAGCGGGUGGUCUGACGUUCUAUCAACAUUUCGAGUACUACUGCCUUGUUCGAUCGUAUUGCAAUGGAACACAGCUCUAUUCAAGAUGUUUACCAGUUUAUAGCGUACGUAACAACGAAGGCCAACUUCAGAAGACCGAGCACCGGGUAACGCUGACUGUCACUUUUAUUGUCACGAUGUUCACACUCACCAACGGGCCUUCAGCGCUGAUGCAUCUCAUUCGAACGGCGUAUAAUCUCAAACAGCAAGACUCCUACGAUCUUACAAUGAUUUGCAGCACUUUGGUAAUAUGUGGAAAGGCAUCCAACUUCAUAUUGUUUUGCCUUGGAUCGCGCCAUUUCCGAUUACGAUUGAUCAGGCUUACACAACGAAAAGUUCACAGAAAAAUAGGUCGAGUAUCGAUGUUGCCAGCAAGACUACCCAAUCUACUCAGGAUAAUGCAGUAUUUAUGCAAUAAUGAAGCUGCCAAUUCUACUGUUGUACGUCAAGAAUCGCUAUCGGGGACUAUUCUAACAAGUACAGUAAGCCGAGCGCUAAUCGCAAGGAGGCAAAGUUGUCCUUCGAAGAAGAGCAGCAGUGUUGGAACACCGUGCAAAUCAAGAAACCUUAGUACAGCGGAUAUUUAUCAUCCUUUGGUUACAUUUACAUUUGUUUGCCAGGAAUACUGGCAUCAUUCAUUCAAAAUUGAGCGAUAG
This is a messenger RNA of Necator americanus (New World hookworm), 1158 nucleotides long. RefSeq lists its product as uncharacterized. Lineage: Eukaryota; Metazoa; Nematoda; Chromadorea; Rhabditida; Ancylostomatidae. The record is from RefSeq and is a predicted model, not a curated record. The transcript is spliced from 10 exons. Bases 1 to 1158 code for a protein of 385 amino acids. Gene Ontology annotation, cellular component: membrane. Gene Ontology annotation, molecular function: G protein-coupled peptide receptor activity. Gene Ontology annotation, biological process: G protein-coupled receptor signaling pathway.